Ascochyta rabiei is the source of this 2202-nucleotide messenger RNA. RefSeq lists its product as uncharacterized. The transcript is spliced from 3 exons. The coding region runs from base 1 to 2202 and encodes 733 amino acids. Lineage: Eukaryota; Fungi; Ascomycota; Dothideomycetes; Pleosporales; Didymellaceae. The record is from RefSeq and is a predicted model, not a curated record.
AUGACGCAACCUCGACAGGAAAGCACUCAGCACACCCUGGCACGAGUCCCUCCAUCUUGUAUAUCAGCAAAUCAACCAUGCCCAAGGUAUAGGCUGAAUCUCUCCCGCCCCUUCCUUAAACUUCGUCUCACAGUCCUAUUCGCGACCUCACACAUCAUGGUCGAAGGACUGGUCCUCAAGGACCUGCUCCCUCACCCAGAGACGGAUCCCACCGUCUAUGAAGGAAAGGCCACGACAAUUGUAGAUGCGCCUACGGAGAGCCACUCACUCGCCCUCGAGGCAGCAAGAGGGAACAACCCGGACCAUGGGACAGGGAGAGCUCAAGUUGCGCAUGGGCAAGAAGUGCUGGACCUAGGAUGGAAUGAGCCCAAGGAACAUGUCGACAGCCCUCUGGUUGGAGGUCUCUCCAACGAGGAAGUCUGGCUGCUGGUCCGCCGUUUUAACAAGCAAAUGUACCAUGUAAAGGAGAUCCCAACCGCACCGCCUGGAGGAUUGGACAUGAACAUUGCAGACGAAGAGGAGUUUUCUCCAGACAAGCUUCGUGCAAAUCUUGAACGUUUGUACAUGACAAUAGGCAUCGGUAUGAUGGCGUUCGGAAAGCACAUCGUUCGCCUACGCUCAUGGCGCGAAUUCAAUCGCACCUCUUACUUCGCCUCAGCAUACUUUGUAGCCUGGCUGCUCGACCUGAUCAUGCCACUGAUCUCCAUCACACUAGUCACACUUGUUGUCUACCCACCUUCCCGCGAUCUCUUAUUCCCACCAGCACCGAUUGCCCUCGUCAGCUCCAAGGGAGGCGUGCAAAAGCCAAAAUCCGGUGUUCUGGGCAGCAAAGACAGUGCAACAGGGGCACCAGAAAACCACAAGGGUGAGGCAGUUGAGCAAGAAGCAUCCAACUUUGUCAAUGGCAUCGCUUCGGUCGCGCUGUCUAGUGCUACGGGCAAACACCCUCAAGGUGAACCUGUGGACGACCGGACUCAAGGAAACAGCGUCCCCGACCCGACCUCGCUCGCCGUUGGUGCUGCGGAUGCACAGCAGGUGGCAUCUGGUGGAAAAGCUUCGGCAAAGCACGACAAGACCAGAGUGCCUAUGGAGACCGCCAUGUGGACCAAGAUGCGGCCCAUCAUGCAUGGUUUGGCGGAUGUCACUGACACCUGGGAGCGCUUUGGAAACGCCCUCGAGCCAACGGCUCCAUUUCCCAAGAGCAAGUAUCGAAUGCGCCUAGCGGCGGUCGUCGCUCCUCUUGCCCUUGUCUCCUUGUUUGUCACUUCAUACAUGUUUAUGAAGGGCGUGACAUUCGGCGUUGGCUUCGGUUUCUUCGGCGACCCAGUCAUUUCCCGUGGUCUUGAGCUGUUGAACCGUAAAUACCCUAACUGGCAGAAGCUUCUGGAGCUCCGCAACACUUUACUCAAGGGCGUUCCUACCAACGCUCAGCUCACAGUCACACUUCUUCGUAUCGGCGAGGCCAACAAAGCGCCUCUACCACCGCCUCCUCGCAUCGAUGCGCCUCCACCAGAAAAGCCAGUCGACGUCAGCGACAAAGAUCUCCGCGCCGCAGGUGCAGAUUGGCCACUCAAUGCUACCCAGGAAGAAUUAAACGAUGCUAUGGCCCAUGACCCGACCGUAAAGCACGAAACUGGUGGUGAAGACAUCAACAAAGCCAAAGGCUCCAACCACGGUAAAAAAGGAAACAAGAUCCUCGGCUUUUUCCGCGGCACCGUCAAAGGCGGCGUCGAGACUUCUAUUACCGCCGAUAAAGUCAAAGCCGCUGCGGGCUCUCAGCAUGCGAGAAACCGCCUCGGUGCUGUUCAGCCCAAAGAUGCCAACAACAUCGACGGACCUAUCGAAUUCAAGGCUCGCGACAAAGGCAAGAAAGGUCAUCUGUAUAUCACCACUGUUGCUACAAUUCCUAGCAUAGCUUUCUCCACGGAUUCCACAAUUGAGAAUAUCGGCACCAGGGAUCGUGAGGACUUGCAUCCCUCUUGGUCCAUUCCCGUUGGUGAUAUCAUGGAGCUCAAGAAGGUUGGCGGAUAUGGAUGGAAAGCAAAGCUGGUCGUUGGAUGGGCCAUGAACCGUGAAGUUGCUGACGGGCUGGAGAUUGUUGACCGCAGGGGCAACGCAAUCAAGCUCACAGCUAUGCCACUCAGAGAUGAGCUAUUCAACCGCCUGGUGGCUAUGGGAGGGCAGAAGUGGGAGUGCUGGUAG